AUGCCUAGUCUUGUGGAAGCACCUGCCGAGCCAUAUGCAAGGCCAGUGAGGACUAAAAUUCAGCUGGCCCUGGAUUCUGACGGCAAGUCAGAAUAUGUGAGUCUGAACAGUCAAAUAUAUGAGCUUAUCUAUGGCGAUUUAUCAGAUAAUAAAGCCAGAUUCGUUUCGCUACAGUUAUUGGGCAGCCCGCUAUUUGUCGAAUCCCAGCUGUUCAGAGCAGAACUUGAUAGUCAACUUCCACAGAACAGUAUUGAACUGCAUAGCCCCAGGAUCUCCAGCAAGUAUGGAUCUGAUUUCAUUCUGGAAAACUGCAUUAUAGUUCCGGUGACAAAAGUGCUGUCGCUGACGUCUGUCAUUGUGAGUUUCCCUCAUGAAGUCUACCAGCUUCUUGAAAGAUAUUCUAAGGAGCGUUUAUUGGAGCUCAUUGCCAGUGAAAAAGGAUUUGGCGCGGGCCACACCUUGAUUCGCAAAAGCGACUUUCUGAAUAUUCUGCAUGGCCAAAUUAUCCAUUGUGAGCCUGUUGACCAAGGAUUAUUAUCUUUAGAAACCAAUUUGGUGAUCGUGAAACAGCCGGAAGGUGUAAAGAGAGGAAGAAGCAUAAAAUCACAAGAGUCUCGUCUUGAUGCUUCGCAGUUCCGUAUAGCUACGCCUACGGACAUCUCCGUUUCCAGCCCUGAUUUGGGGGAUCUAACAUUCGAUGACACUUCAAUAUUCAGCAACUUGGCGCUUCAGCCUUUAGAGCUUCGAACUGGCUUUUUGAAGUACAACACGUUGAUGGAAUGUACAAACAUUCCGGAAUCCUCUCACGAACUCGAUAACGAGGACGAUCAGCUUUUCGCCUGCGUAUGCUCUUCAGUUUUGCAGAAAAUUGGCUGCUUUAGCGGUGAUCUUGUGCAGCUGCAAACCUGUGAUUGUGGAGCCGGGAUUGUGUGCGCAUGUGAUAAAAGUUCAAGGGAAAAGAUAACCAUAAGGGUAUUUUCACUGGCAGACCCAAACGACUUUGAUCCGGAAAAAUUGUAUCUAUCGCCUGUUUUUCUCAACAGUAUAGGAAACCCUCGCAAGGUCUUCGUAAGGAGAUUCUCUAGUCAGCGACAAAAUGGCGAUCUCGUCUGUGAAAAACUCGAAAAUCAUCUGCCUCUGGCCAAAGAGGUAGUAAUUGCAAGAGUUGCAUCUCCAAUAACUCUUGACAAAACAAUGCAGCAUUUAUUCUUGGCGAACCUCAAGUCAUACUUUGAAUCAAAACAUCGGGUGAUUGUGAAAGACCAGUACAUCCCCGUGCCAAUAGACACCGUGUUGGCAAAGUCCCUUUUCAGCACGUACAAUGCAUCGGGCGACGAGACGCAGCCUGCCAUCAUUCCCCAAGGAAUACCUAACGAGCUCGCCUGGUUCAAAAUCACAGAUGGAACUACAGAUACGGAUGAUGGCAAGAGCAUGGUAGCAGGAAAACAGUACAUUAUCGAUCCUUCCAAAACGAGAAUGAUCCAGUCUGGAGUCUGCUCUGACAAAGUACCCUUGAGCGAAGGUAUAUCCUACAGUCAGUUGAGAGAUUAUUUUGAGCUUCCUCGACAAUUCGCUUAUCCCUGCUUGAGAAUUUCUAGCGUGCUCACGUUCCCUUAUGCAAACCAGUUGCGCAAGAUUGUGAAUGUUGCUUUCCGUAUCAGAGACAACAGCAGCCAUAGGUCAACAUUGCAAACUACCGUUCUCCUCUCCAGUAUGGCAAGAUGCGUGGGCAAAGCAACAGUUGUCAGACGCAUUGCCACAGAAUUUGGAGCAAACCUGCUCGAGCUAGACGCGUACGAGCUUCUCAACCAAUCAUCUGUUAGUAAGACCAUUGGAACGAUUCGGGGCAAGUCUGACAGGGUUGUUGACAGUUGUUGCUCGGUAAUACUUUUUGUCAGACACAUCGAAGCGCUUGCAAAAAAGCCAGACCCUAAUCAGCAACAGAAAGACUCCAUGUCUUUGAGGCUUGCUGAAUUGAUCGACGAAUACACAUCGAAAGGCGUCAUUUUUAUUGGGUCCACAAAUGACGCUGAUGCCAUCUCUGACCUGAUCAGGUCAAAGCUCAAGUUUGACAUUAAUAUCAAUGUCCCCACCGAGCCAGAACGAAAAUUGAUUCUGACACACUUGCUAGAUGAUCUGAAAACUAAGGACAAAACACCUGUACUUUUAAGACCUGACGUUUCUCUUGACACGUUGGCACUUCAAAGCGCGGGAUUGACGGCGAACGACCUAGUGUCUAUUGUGGACAAUACAAUCGCUAUAGCAGUCGAGCGGCUUGAGAGGCUCUCGGAGGAACAAGAGAUCAAUUGGGAGCAACUUUUAUCCUUCAACGGUGGUCGCAUCAAGCUUACACCCGAAGAUUUCGAAACCUCCAUCAAUGAUGCCAGAAAUAAAUUCAGCGACAUGAUCGGCACUCCUAGAAUACCAGACGUCAAAUGGGAAGAUGUUGGAGGACUGGAUCUUGUCAAGGACGAGAUUCUGGAUACGAUUGAAAUGCCACUCAAACAUCCAGAAUUAUUCAGCAAGGGAAUGAAGAAAAGAAGCGGUAUCCUGUUCUAUGGGCCUCCUGGGACAGGAAAAACUCUGCUGGCAAAGGCAAUUGCUACCAAUUUUGCUCUCAACUUUUUCUCCGUGAAAGGCCCAGAGCUAUUGAAUAUGUACAUUGGAGAAUCGGAAGCAAAUGUGCGGCGAGUGUUUCAAAAAGCUCGCGACGCGAAACCUUGCGUGAUCUUCUUCGACGAGCUGGACUCGGUUGCUCCCAAGAGAGGAAAUCAAGGAGAUUCUGGGGGAGUGAUGGAUCGUAUCGUUUCUCAGCUUCUAGCAGAAUUAGAUGGCAUGAGUGGAGCCGAAGGAGGAGACGGAGUGUUUGUCGUUGGUGCCACCAACCGGCCAGAUUUGCUAGACGAGGCCCUUUUGCGCCCGGGAAGAUUUGACAAAAUGCUUUAUUUGGGAAUUGCGGACACCCAUGUCAAGCAAGCUAAAAUCAUACAGGCACUGACGCGAAAGUUCCAACUCGAUCCCGCGGUCAAUCUCAACAAAAUCGCCGAAACCUGUCCAUUCACAUAUACGGGAGCAGAUUUCUACGCUUUAUGCUCCGACGCAAUGCUGAACGCCAUGACUAGAACUGCUGGUACGGUGGAGAAGAAGAUUGAUGAGUACAAUUGUGAUCGUGCUGUCGGCGAUAAGAUCAGCACGCGGUACUGGUUUGAUAACAUCGCGAAGCCCGAGGACACAGAAGUACUGGUGAAAGCAGAAGAUUUCGCCAAAGCUAGAGAUGAACUGGUUCCAUCGGUAUCGGCAGAAGAGCUCCAGCACUAUCUAUCAGUGCGCGAGAACUUUGAGGGAGGCAAGACCCAGGAAAAUGUGCAUGAAGUACCUGAUGGGGCCGACAUCGUAAUCUCACAUGGCUAA
This is a messenger RNA of Ogataea angusta, 3411 nucleotides long. RefSeq lists its product as uncharacterized. Bases 1 to 3411 code for a protein of 1136 amino acids. Gene Ontology annotation, cellular component: cytosol; peroxisomal membrane. Gene Ontology annotation, molecular function: ATP binding; ATP hydrolysis activity. The transcript has a single exon. Gene Ontology annotation, biological process: protein import into peroxisome matrix. Lineage: Eukaryota; Fungi; Ascomycota; Pichiomycetes; Pichiales; Pichiaceae. The record is from RefSeq and is a predicted model, not a curated record.